This is a messenger RNA of Talaromyces stipitatus ATCC 10500, 3370 nucleotides long. Its product is annotated as pitrilysin family metalloprotease (Cym1), putative. Gene Ontology annotation, biological process: protein processing. The transcript has 2 exons. Gene Ontology annotation, cellular component: mitochondrial matrix. The record is from RefSeq and is a predicted model, not a curated record. Lineage: Eukaryota; Fungi; Ascomycota; Eurotiomycetes; Eurotiales; Trichocomaceae. Bases 1 to 3186 code for a protein of 1061 amino acids. Gene Ontology annotation, molecular function: metal ion binding.
AUGCUUCGCCUAGCCACCGGCAUACGUCGAAAUGGUCUUGUGGCCUCCGGGGGGAUAUUGUCGCAGAGACCGGGGUCCCUAGGGCCCGUGGGAUUGCGGCGGUUGGCUUCGACUGUGACAGAUCUCAGCAGCUAUCCCUCAGUGGGCGAACGGCUUCACGGCUUUACAGUUAAAGAAAGGAAGCAUGUGCCAGAGCUGCAUCUUUCGGCUGUUCUCCUCAAGCACGACAAGACAGAUGCAGAUUACCUUCAUAUUGCCAGAGACGACAAGAACAAUGUCUUUGGUAUUGGGUUCAAGACCAAUCCUCCAGAUGCCACGGGAGUUCCUCAUAUCCUUGAACACACCACAUUAUGCGGAAGUGAAAAAUAUCCAGUCCGCGAUCCCUUUUUUAAAAUGCUCCCUCGAUCACUGUCCAAUUUCAUGAAUGCGUUUACCUCUUCCGACCACACCACAUACCCCUUUGCAACGACAAACAAGCAGGACUUUCAGAAUCUGUUAUCCGUCUAUCUCGAUGCCACGCUGCAUCCGUUGUUGAAGAAGGACGAUUUUAAGCAAGAGGGGUGGAGACUUGGACCGGAGAAUCCACGAGCUGCAGAGCAAUCGGAUGCAAAGAACAAAGAAUUGGAUGAAAUUGUCUUCAAGGGUGUUGUCUACAACGAAAUGAAGGGACAGAUGUCUGAUGCCAACUAUCUCUAUUACAUCCGGUUCAAAGAGAGCAUUUUCCCGGCAAUUCAUAAUUCUGGUGGCGACCCUCAGUAUAUCACGGAUCUGACGCAUGAACAAUUGGUCCAAUUCUCGAAGAAGAAUUAUCACCCAAGCAACGCCAAGAUAGUGACCUAUGGCGAUAUGCCUUUAGCUGAUCACUUGAAACAGAUUGGAGAUGUCUUGAAUGGGUUCGAGAGGAAAGAGGCGGACAAAGACAUAAAGCUACCGCUUGAUCUCAGCAGUGGGCCUACAGAGGUCACUCUCCCCGGUCCGAUCGAUUCAUUUACCAGUGAAGAUCGACAGUACAAAACGUCAAGUUCAUGGCUUAUGGGUGAUGCAACAGACAUUGUGGAAACCUUUUCGACUGGUAUAUUGUCUUCACUGUUGCUCGACGGUUAUGGAUCUCCCAUGUAUAGAGCUCUGAUUGAAAGCGAGCUUGGCUCAUCUUUCACCCCGAACACCGGGCUCGAUACAUCAGCCAAAAAGCCAAUCUUCUCUAUUGGCGUAAAUGGCGUCCGCGAAGAAGAUGUAGGCAAAGUCCACGAGGUGAUUCGUGGUGUCUACGAAGAAGUCAUUGCUACCGGAUUCAACGAUGAAAAGGUUCAAGGGUUCCUUCAUCAACUAGAACUUGCAUUAAGACACAAGACCGCCAACUUUGGUAUUGGAGUCAUGGAAAAAACAUUGUCGUCCUGGUUCAAUGGUAGCGAUCCUCUUAAAGAGCUUGCUUGGAACGAUGUCAUCAAUGAGUUCAAGAGAAGAUAUGCCGAGGGCGGAUAUCUGGAGUCUCUUGUGCAAAAGUACCUGCUCAACGACAACUACAUGAAAUUUACAAUGGUUGGGUCACCAACUUAUAAUUCAGAUCUCGACGAGCAAGAAAGGGUUCGCAAGGAUACCAAGCUCUCCGAUCUGAUAUCGAAACACGGCUCUGUAGAGAAGGUCAUUACAGAGUUGGAGAAAUCCGAACUUGAUCUUCUCAAAGUGCAAGAAGACGCACAGCUUGCGGAUGUAAGCUGCUUGCCAACACUCCGCGUCUCAGAUAUCUCAAGACAGAAAGAACGCAAACCUAUUCGGGAGUCCAAGGUUGGUAACGUUGAAGUCGUGUGGCGUGAAGCUCCUACCAAUGGUUUGACCUAUUUCCAAGCAUUGAGCCCAUUUGAAGGUCUGCCAAAUGAGCUCCGUUUGUUGAUGCCUCUGUUUCACGACUGCAUUAUGCGUCUUGGCACACCUGGGAGAAGCAUGGAGCAAUGGGAAGAUUUGAUCAAACUCAAGACCGGAGGAGUUUCUACUUCGUCUUAUUUGGUUUCAUCGCCGACUGAGCUAGGAAAAUACAAAGAGGGUCUACAGAUUAGCGGUUUUGCCAUUGAUAAAAAUAUUCCUACUAUGCUGGAUAUCAUCCGGACCCUUAUCACAGAGACAGACUUUACGAGCCACGAGGCUCCACGGAUGAUACUAGAAUUACUUCGUUCUACAACCAAUGGUGCCUUGGACGCAGUUGCGGGUACCGGUCAUCGUUUCGCAGUUAAUGCCGCUGCAGCUACAUUGAACAAAAGUUUCUGGAUUCAGGAACAACAAUCUGGUUUGGCUCAGUUACAGGCGACAGCCAAUCUUUUGAAUGAUGCCACUACAUCACCGGAGAAACUCAAUGCAAUUAUUGAGAAACUUCGUUUGAUCCAGAGUUUUGCCAUUUCCCAGUCGUCUAAUCUUCGUGUGCGCAUGGUUUGCGAAGCAGAUAGUGCUGCAGACAAUGAGGCGUCGCUACAAAAAUGGCUAGCAGCUCUUCCCAAAUCAGGGACGAUGCCUGCUGUGUCUAAGCAUGAGUCAGACAUACCCAUUACCCCUACGAGCAACGUCCUCUACGAUAUGCCAUAUAAGGUGUACUAUUCAGGUCUUGCCAUGGAGACCGUCCCCUUCAUUGAUCCCAGCAGUGCAUCGUUGAGCGUUCUAUCCCAACUCCUAACCCACAAAUACCUCCACCCCGAAAUCCGUGAAAAGGGCGGUGCCUACGGAGCCGGAGCCAGCAACGGUCCCAUCAAGGGCAUCUUCACAUUAUCGAGCUACCGGGAUCCAAAUCCCCUCAAUACCCUGAACGUAUUCAAAAAGACCGGCAUCUUCGCCCGCGACCGUUCGUGGACCGAGCAAGAACUCGAAGAGGCGAAAUUGAGUAUUUUCCAAGGUCUCGAUGCGCCCACCAGUGUGGACGAGGAAGGAUCGCGAUAUUUCACGAGUGGUGUUACGCAUGAAAUGGAUCAACGAUGGAGAGAGCAGGUACUAGACGUCACGGCCAAGGAUGUCAAUGAAGUCGCUGCUCGGUUUCUGGUUGGUGGCAGCGAGAAUGCGCUACUUCGUCAGGCGCUUUGCGUAUUAGGUGAGAAGAAGGGGGACCUUACCGCUAGUGGCGAGUGGACUGUGAAGAAGCUCUCACUGCAGUCUCAGGAAGCCGAGGUGGAUGGGUUUGAGGGUGUUGAUGCUGCUUUAGCAUAGAACACUUAUAAAAUAGCAUCUUCACUCUGGAGUUUUGUCGAUUCUUUCAUGUUUUGAUAUAUAACAUCAUCUUUUGAUAUACCCUUACUCUGUACGAUAUGAUAAUGGGUUGACUUGCAUAUCACUGUUUUGCAAUGUACAAAUAUUUGCUCUGGCUUUUACCCAGAUCUUUCUCAACCAUGCA